This is a messenger RNA of Phymastichus coffea, 8937 nucleotides long. RefSeq lists its product as uncharacterized. Bases 1 to 8937 code for a protein of 2978 amino acids. The transcript is spliced from 17 exons. Lineage: Eukaryota; Metazoa; Arthropoda; Insecta; Hymenoptera; Eulophidae. The record is from RefSeq and is a predicted model, not a curated record.
AUGUGCAUACUAAAUGAACCAAAUCUCGAAGAAAAAGCUGUUCGCACAGAUGAUAAAAAAAUAACACCAGCGCGGGCUCGUGGCUCGUCUCGUUUCAGUUCGAAAAGUGCUACUUCAACAGAAGCAGCUCCGCCAGAGACGAGCUCAUCGAGCUCUGAUGCAACAAGUACUAAAACUAGUCGAAGAGCACCAGGAGCUCGCAGAACUUCGUCGAGUCGGUCUGGUGUUCAAAUAACUUCUACUGUGAAGACGGCCGUCGAGCAAACUUUAGAAAAUUCGGGAAGUGAACCUACCUUCCAAUCAAAACCGAAAAUUAAUCAUCAUGGCUUGCCAAGGUUUGCUUCACGUACAUUAGUGAUGAAAGUUCCGAAUGCUGAGCCGGACAAUAAUGUACAUGAGAAUAGUAAAAAUAAUAGUCAAGAUAUUAGUGAGAAAAAGUUUUCACCUUCGAGUGUAAGAGAAAAUACUAGAACUGGAAGAGCAAGAGACUUUGUAGAUAGUGCAGAAACUUCAAAAGUCAAAGUAACGGGACGAGGAGGAAAUCGAAGAACUCCACGAUUACAAAAUGAUAAAUCAAAUUCUAAAUUUGACACUUCAGAACCAUCAGUUUUCACCGGGACAAUAGAUAAUUCAAGAUCCAGAACUGGCAGAAAAAUUCUAAAUUCUUCUGUAAAACAAUCAAAUAGUGGCACAUUGUCGAAUCCUCGUUAUGCGAGAAAUCAAAGAAUUGAUGAUUCUAAUCCUAAUUUAGGCGCAGGAAGUAAUCGAAGGAGUUUCGCUUAUAAUUCUUCGGAUUUUCGUAAAAGGCUGACUGAAUCUCGUCUAAAACAAGAUAUUGCGGCAUCAGGCUCUGAAAGCGUACGUUUCAAUCUCCCUCUGAAUUUCGAAGAACCGAAAAGGCUUUCUAGUGGAGGUUCGUCCAACAGUAGUCCAACAACUGAAAUAUCCAAAAGGCCAGUCAACUCGCGCUACAAACCACGAGGAAGGCAGCCUCUGAAUGAAAAAAAACAAGAAUCUGAUACAACUACCUCAAAUCCAGUAUCAAGGGGAACAUCGAGAAGAACGGGAAACAGCAAAGGAUAUGAAAGCACAACAGAAGGUCGUGGAAGAAAUAGAGGACAAGAAAUCAGAAAAAAUAACGUUGCGGACAGUAGCUCUACAACCGUUCAACCUGAUUUUAGAAGAAGAAAUUCCAAUACGAGAGCAACAGCCAGAUCUUUUGAUACAUCCAGGAAUUUUGAUAAUAAUAGAAUAUCCGAAGCAAAAUCUCACAAUAUUGAUAGAAAAUCUAACAGAUCUAGAGGUCGCUACCGAGUUGAAAUAAUUACUACCGAUUCUCCGCCGCAUCCAUCCACUACAAUAGCACCACGAGGUCCGUCUGUUGUGGCAAUAGGAAAUAUUGGAAAUAUUACGCCAACUUCGACACCGGAAGUUAUUACGACGUUAUCACCACCAACUACUUCUAGAGCUUUUUUAUCAACUUCAGCUCGGCCAUCAAGUAAUGAUAAUGAAAAAAAUGAGAAUGGCAGUACUCAACAAAAUGAUCAAAGAAGAAGGGCUUCGAAAGAAGAUUUCUUUAAUCAUGGCUUGGGCUUUCGAGGAAGAAGACCAUCAAUACCUGGAGUCGAUCAAGUGACUUCAGUGAGGAUGCCUGAAAAUUCACCACGUGGUAAUCCUGGUUGGACUUUGAGACGACGUCCUGGACAUGUACACGAUGGUCCAUUAUCCGGGCCAGUGUCAAAUCCAGCGUUGUCGCUAAUUCCCGGCCAACAAAAUAAUAGAAUGACAACCGCAAGUACCAUUCCGAAAAGUGGAAGAAGAGGGAAUAAAAUGAACAUAAAGGCAGUUAGUGGAGGUACAAAAGAGGAAAUAAAUGAAAACGAUAACUAUCCACCGGAUUUCAAGGCACGGCUGGCACAGUUGGAUCGUCAAUUGUAUACCAGCUCAAAUUUAAUUGGCAAUGUCGAUCUUGAUCUUGCCUCUUCGGAUAACAUUGACUACGCAAUGACACAGUCUCCGUUUUUUCAUAAUUCUACUAUUGAAAUUCCAAAUUCUUUGGAUGUGCAGCAAGCCAACAAGACGAUGUCCACUGAGCAAUUCGCAGCCCGAUCAAAAAUGAAACUGGAAAAUGCGCGUAAACUCAUCAAGCCUGAGCUACUGAUUGAUGAAACAAACGCUCGUCAAGUAAUCGUUGAUCCAUCACCAAAUUUCAAGGAGGAUACGGAUCAGAAGCCUAGAGACUCAGCAGUGGAUGAGGAUCAGAAAGUGUUCAAAGUCACAAGGAAAUCAAGCCCUGCGACAUCGAAGCCCGAAUCAGGUCAAAAGAGCUCGACUAAGUCUGAUUGGAAACCGUCCAAAUUGAGGAAGAAUUUCAAGGACACUCAAACUAGAGCCUCGAGAUACAAGCAGCUAUAUACUCCUCGACCGAAAACUUCGUUAUUAGCAGCUACCACUACAGAAAGAAAUUUCGUCGAAGACAAUGUCAUCGAUUCCACGACACAAUCGGCUAGAGCCGAUCGAUACAAAGAGCAUAUAAUCAAAUUUGUGCCAAAAGUAAGGGGAAGUAAAGUUCGUGGUCCCAAACCUUCACAUGAGAAUAGUAUACACGAAGACAUUAUAAAUUCCACCACAAAGUCACCGCUAGCUGAAAAGUCUCGGAAAACCUUCACUCCUAGAAAGAGUGAUAAGAGUCACGUGGACGAUAUUAAAGCUGUGGCUCUGAAAUUACGGAAAACAUUAGAGAACAUGGAAAAAAGCCAAACACCGAGACCAGUUAGGAGAAGUGAUUCGUUGGAAGGUUCAACGACCUUACUAACGACAAUGAGAACUGUCAAAUCUUUUUCAUUUUCAACUCGUCUAGUGAAAAUGGACGAUAGCGAAGCUGCUACUUCCUCGACAAUGAAGAUGCUCGAGGACGAAGUUACUUCAACUACAGAAUCAACGUCGACAACUUUCGUGCCAACUACAACGAAUUUGCCCGUGACUACAGAAAUCACCACGCAAAUUUCUGCUGAAAACGAGGUGACCACUUUUAAUUAUGAAAGUGUUUUGACUUCGAGUAAUCGCCCAUCUACCGACGACAUCGCCAACGAGAUCGACAAUGCCGGUACUUUCAGUACGACCGAAUUAUCGUUCAAGAGUACCGGAAGUCCAGAGCUCGAUUGGAAAAUUGCAAGCACGGAUUCGCCACCUAACUUGGUGGAAUACAAGCCCCGUGCAGCAGCACUGAGCAACGAUUCGGGUUCACCGGUCUUCGUGGUAUAUCCGUCGGCAACCGAGAAGCCUCUGAGCAUUGCGAUCACUCCGAAGGUACAGCGAUACCAAGCUACGAUCAAACCCAAUGAAACUGAGCUGGGACAGCAGUCGGUAACACAGGAACCCGUUAUCAGUGUGAAAGUGUCCAGUGGUAACGAAACCGCGGAGAUUUCAAUUCACGAUUCAAAUAAUGGUAACAGUGGUAACGUCGCUGGUUCCAACAUUUUCAAUCCUGUCGAAAGCGCAGCAAUACUGGAGUCUGGAAAUGCCACUCUUUUGGAGCAUCUCAGGAGUACUGUAGCGCCGCUUUUGAAUACACUUGGAAAUAAAUCACCUGUGUUCGCAGGAGUUUACAAAAAUACAAAUAGUGCCAAUUCAUUGCCAAGAGCCACUCCAAGCGGUGCUCCUCCACGGUUUAGUGCUAGAUACAGGGGAGCAGAGCUUUUUGUCAGAAGGCCAACGCCUCCAACAACUCUAAACUCACUCACAGAGAAUGAGGAUGAAGUGCGGCCGAUCAAUAUCUCAAGCCCUGGGGAGCCAAAAAUUUUAACGUUUUAUCAAGCAGUGGAAACUGCUAGCGUAAACAAUGAACAGACAGACGUACGUCAAUUAUGGCAACUCCCUAGUGGUGCCCUAAUAAAGAAUAAUACUGCCAAUGACCAUUACGACACGAACAGUUCUAACAAUGACUCUCGAUCAAUAAUACCAAUAACAAAUACCUUUAAUGACAUCAGCCCUGUAUACAUUAAUAACGCCUCGACUCAUAAUGUGCCUGACACGAUCAAUUCCUUAGAUACCACCAUGAAUACCACUACUCUCAAAACGACACAAAAUCUCGAUGAUAAUCUAACAGAAGCAACUAGUGACGAUCAACUGAAAGAAACUACUACUAGUGUACCCACUACAAGUCAAUCCAUUUUAAUAGUUAGUAAAUUAGAAAAUAUUGAUCCUACAACUGCGAGUACUACGUCAACAAGCACUGAACUGAUGACGGAAGUGUCAGUUCAUAUUAGUGAAAAUGUAAAUCAAAACCAAGUAAUUGCUACGACUAGUCCUUCGCCAUUUGUUGAUAGUGCAUCAGUAGACACGAAUAAGUCUGAAUCAUCAGCCCCAGCAAUUGUUACUGAAGCUAGUUUUGUACAGAAAAAUUCUACAUAUAUGCCAUCCAUGUCAACGAUGUCAAGUUCUCCUGAAACUACAACUAUUAAUUCGACUGAAACGCUGGCAGUAACCCAAAUUACUCCAGCGGUAAACUUGAAAACGCCUAAAAGUUUGGACGAUUCAAAUUAUGGACCAGUCGAAGUAAGUAAUUCUUUGUUAGAUAUUACUUUAUCGACAAGUAAUAAUGAAACAACAAAACCUACUAUAAUGGAGAUACGAAUAGGUCAAGAAACUGAGAAAACUGCUAAAUUAAAAAGUUUAGCUCAAGUUACAGAGACUUCGAAAAUUUUUGAACAAUCAAAUUUUACUACAGAAAGUACGACUGAAAUGAUACAAUCGAUGACUGUAUUAACUUCUACAAAAAUCGAAAAUUCUUCUUUUGAAAUGACUUCCCCGUCACAAUCAAUGACAAGUACCUCGACGGAUACUCAAAUGACAUCUGAAAGAUGUUCAAAUUGCUCACCAGAUACGAAUGAAAGUAUAUUGAAUACACAGUUACCAAUGAUAACUAGUAGCUCUGUGAGUGUAGAUAAAAAUCAGAAUGUUACAAUGACUUUACCACCAGAAAUUAGAAAUUUAGAAUAUAAUACAGUCACAAAUUCUAACAAUAUGUCAAAAACUACGAACAUAGAAAUAAAAUUCUACGAUGCUGAGAACGCGACUGUUCCUGCAGGUAUCGAGAGUCCUCUUUUAAAAGAUAUACUUAACAACAAAGAAAAGUUAUUAGCCUUAGAAAAACUUAUGUACUUAGCUAUUAAUUUGACGGAAAAUAACUCAUCUGAUAAUAAUCUCAAUAAUAAAAAUAUUACGGAAGAGUUAUUGAAGAUUGCCGAAAGAUUUUCUCAAAAAUCUACCGACAUGAAUGAAUCUUCAUUCAACGAAAACAAUGUGGACAGCUCGCCUGAAGAGCUUUCUCAGCUUGUGGGGAGCUUCGUAGAUAAUCAAAGUCAAUCUGUGACUAAUGAAAGCACAGUAGAAACCAAUAACGAAACUACAGUAGUUACUCAAACGACAACUAUGCCAACAACAACGAUUAUUACAGAACCAACCACAAACACGACAAACGCAAACAUAAAUGCAGACAUGUACAUUCGAAGUCCUAAUACACGAACUAGUAUGAACUCUGAAACAAAAACUUUCUCUUCCCUAACAACUACUACCACCGCUCUAUCUUCUGAUAACAUAACAAAUAAUUCAAUUGAUACAAAUUUUCGCGCACAGCAUUUUGCCCGCAUGUUACAAAUCUUAUCUAAGCUUAUGAAUGCUAAACCAAUUACUGACCUGUUAGCAGAAUCUAAAAUCCAGGAGCUAGAUUUACUAACCCCCAAUCCGACUGAUAUACCAUCAGUAGUCGAAGAUGUUACUAAAACUGUCUUAGAAAACGACUCUAAUCUUUUUUCUAGUCUAUCGUCCACAACCACCUCUUCUGAAAGCGAAACGAACCUUGAUCUUAUCACUAUUUCUCCAACUAUGCUUACCCCUUUGCAGGGUUCUACGCCAUCAACCGCCCAAAGGACGGCAGGUACAACCAAUCGCUCCCAUCAACCAUUUACUACGUCAUCCCUCACGACAACUCCCCUAUCAUCAUCCGUAUCCUCCUCAACAAGCGAAAACAGUAACGAUCUAUUCUCUAAUAAUCAACAAUCACCCAUCCCUACAACGACAACAACAUCUACAAUUCUCCCAACCUAUUUACCAUCUUCAUCACAUGCACCUUCAACGAUGAGUUCACCAGCAGAUUAUUCGAUAAGUAAACAGCAGCCUACGACGUCGGUCUCCUUUGUUGGACAAUCUGGUUUUAACGAGCAACCGGUGAUUAAUUCGAGUUCCAGUUCCUCUACAAUUACCCCAGUCAGAGAUUAUUUGAUUUAUGGAAUAUUGCCCAAUAAGACCAUUGUUAGAAAGCGACCAGAAGACAAUUUGAUCGAUGCCAGAAAUGUGGAUAGUCCCUAUGUGAUCUUUGGAAUCUUCCCGGAUGGGAAACUCGUGCGCAAGUUCCCCAAUGGCACGGUAAUACCGGAUCCCCCAAGCAAUCCGGUGGAAGUUGUGUUUUCCCUUAGUACUACGACUAACAGGCCCAGUUUACCCGAUAACCAGUUUAUUAACCAGGAAUCGCGUAACAAGAACUUCGGCUACUUUAAUAACCAUAGCCCCGUUGACGAUGGCAAUACCCGGAAUGCUUUCUACGAACCCAAUGAAGUUGAUAAUGUGCUCAGUAUCAGUGGACCCACUGGUUUUAACCUCCCACUCAUUAGUGUCGGUAGCGGCACUAAAAAAAUGACGGCUACAGUCGCAAGUGACGUGACGCUGGAUAAUAAUGGACAGGGUGGUCGAAUCAUUCAGGAUAAGAUAAAGGAUGAAGUUAGUAAAAUAAGUGAAAGUAAUGGUCAACGCAAUUCUGUGUUCGUUGGACAGGAGAAGUUUGUGAAUUACUGGACCAAUGGACAACCUAACUCCAAUCCUACAGUUCUUAGUGUUAAUUUGACUUCCACUGCCACUGCCUCAAAAGAGGGUUCAUUAUCUGCACCUCCAGAAGUCAUGAAUUUAGAUAUUAUACCUAAUAGUGAAAGUGCCAAUCGAGUCACAGCACCACCCGGUUUCCCAUGGAAAGAUCCUUUGGAUCAAAUUUUCGGCAUAUCUUCUGAUUCGCCGGCUUUAAAGGUAGCUCAGACAGUAAAUACGAUUAAUGAAGCCAAGAAACCGACAGCGCCAGUCGAAGGACAGACUAUAGAUAAUUUAGUAGAAGUCUUCAACCCGAUCUCAAGCACCAUAAGUUCGUUAAUAAAUACUCCGACAAAGUCAACUACUACAACUACUACAAUAUCAGCAACGUUGGCUCCAAUAACACAAACUUCGGCAACUACGACGUUGACAACACAAGUCCCGACAACAUCACGUCCCACAUUUUCGUCGACUACGGUUCCAUCGAUUACCAUGAACCCAAAUUUAUUCGGUACGAAGUUCGAAGACCUUGCAUUUCUCAAUGCCUUGCUGGAAAAGCCGAAUCCGGGUGAAGCGACGCCGAAGACGCUAUCGGAAGUGGAGCGAUUGCUAGCAAACAAGAUCUUGUCACUAGCGUUAGGCAAAGGCCUACCCGACGGCGGCCCAAUGCGUUCCCCAAAAGCAAUUCAAGCAUCAAAUGCGUCGCCAAACACUGUAUCAGGCGACAAAGCUUUCAAAUUUGCGAGUACGACUCCAUCUUUUACUGGAUCGUCAUCCCAACCAAUAAUUAUUGAUUUGCAACCAUCAACGACCACGAAAAUUCCGAGCACCACUCCAGCAACUUCUACUACGCGGAGAGCUGUGCAAGCUGUCAAAGAUGCCGCUACAGUACCCACAUAUACUAUAGCAACGACUACGACAACUAGUACAACGGCGCCAAGUACGACUACGACGUCGACAACUCCUCGUACGACUACGACGUCAACGACGCCGAGGACUACGAGGCAUCCGACCACGAAAGCACCAGUUAUUAUAACUGCCAAAUCGGUUACUCCUAGACGACCAAGACCUACAACGCAAGCUCCACCUAUUGGACCUUUCGCGUUUGCAGCUAAUUUGUUACAAACAAUUUUCGGUCGCAAUCCAUUCGCUCAACCAGUAACCUCUAGGCCAGUAGUCAGAAAGCCUGUUCCUACUGCAAGGAAAGUUCCUCCGCCUACGAAAGCAACUGCAACAACACCAGUAACUAGUACCACAUCAACAACUAGGACAACGACCACCACUACUACUACUCGUGCGCCGCAUAUAGUGUUGGCAGAGUCAAGUCACACACCUAGAUCUAUUGAGGCAGGCGGUAACACUGUUGAUAUAACCGGUGGUCAGUCCGUUGUUGUAACGAAUACAAUCGCUAACACUGAAAAACCAAUCGAGGUGACACCGAAAUCUUCUAAGGUCACCACGUCCACUUUCUCACCAGAGGAAGAUGCCAAAUUCUUGGCGGCGUUGCUAGAACUUGCUCGUAAUACAAAUGACAAGCCUGUAAAGUUGGCGACGAGUACGCCAAAAACAGCCCUUGACGCAGACGACGAGGCUUUUCUCAGAGCUAUACUAACGGACCAAGCCAAGAUUCAGCCAUUAUCGACGGCAGGUGGUAACGAUCAGAAUGAUGCGGCUCUACUCGCCGCAUUCCUCAAGUCACAAGGAAUCGAACCCUCUACUCCACCGAAUUCGCUUAGACAACAGCUUCAACAGGCUAGUAAGACUACUUCUACGACGACAAGACGACCGACUAUAACGAAAACGACGACAAGAAGGACGGUACCACGAAGACCCCCAGCUUCGAUAUCGAGCUUUCCCUCUGCAUAUCCCCCGCCGCUGUUCAGUAACUUUGGCGUGCUCAGCGGCGGCGUAGGUGCUACCACGAACACAAACGGCGCAGCCGAAGGGAACGUUCGCAGCCAAGUAGUCGACGCCGCGAUCGGCAUGACCCGAGCGUUUGGUCAGUUCCUCGGUGCUGCCAUCACGGGAGCAGCACAACAAUUUCAGUCUUUUAUCAGAAAUGGAACAAGAUGGGGUUGA